ACAGCGCUCCGGUAAUCUUCCGGUGAUAAAUGGGGGAGACGGGGACCCGCCGGCAUCGAGUGGCACGCAGAGCCCCCUGAAAGUCCCAGCAUGUGAAGCACGAUGGGUCGCAUCGUGAUGCCGGAGCAAAUCGAGUCGCACAGGACAGGUAAACGCGGCAGCCUCACCUGCGAAGCCACGGCGGAGACUUUGGCCAGUGCCAGGCGGGGACGGACACAGGUACCUCAGUCCAGCAUGAAGACGAGCCGGCCAGAGUAACCCACCCACCGCACUCACUCCACAGCAGCUCUCCACCACCACACCGCCCUGCAGGGAGAAGACAGCAACCUUCACCAUGACCCGAUAAAUUCCUGCCGCUUCCUUCGGAGAGAGAGACAUCUCCCAUAACAACGGAGGAAACGAGCGCAAAAAAGCCUUUAAUUGUUUUAUUUUAAGUCCUCAAAUGGACCGAGUACCCUCGGCACUGCCCGCUAAGAUGCGCUGGAUCACGCUGGUGCUCGCGGGCUUGACUUUCUGGGGCAAAGUUACAAUUUCAAAGUGUUUCGACUACGAGGAGCCAGACUUUGAUUAUUAUGAAGAGGAGAGAGCGGAGACCAUUGACUACAAGGACCCGUGUAAAGCCGCUGUAUUUUGGGGCGACAUCGCUUUAGAUGAGGAGGAUCUGCGCAUGUUCCAGAUUGACAGAACAAUAGACCUGGCGCAACACACGCGUGCACACUCCCGACAGGGGCACACAUCUGGUGGAGUGGGAGAGCAUGAAACUGUGAAGAAAGGAUCGUUAUACCUACUGCUGGAAAGAAUACGAAGAUUUGGUUUUGAUUAUCUCCCCAAAAAUGAAAGCAAAGGAGCUACCAGUCAAAAGACCCAAACUGGGAAAGUGGGGAAUUCUGGUAAAAUGGUGAAGAGUCGUCUUCCUCGAGCAGCCACAUCCCGAGCUGAGAGAAUAUGGCCCGGGGGAGUAAUUCCCUAUGUCAUCGGAGGAAACUUUACUGGUAGUCAGAGGGCCAUGUUCAAACAGGCCAUGCGUCACUGGGAGAAGCAAACGUGCGUAACUUUUAUUGAGAAGACGGAUGAAGAAAGCUACAUAGUCUUCACCUACAGACCCUGCGGGUGUUGUUCCUAUGUGGGCCGCCGUGGCAACGGACCCCAAGCCAUCUCCAUAGGAAAGAACUGUGACAAAUUUGGCAUUGUGGUGCACGAACUUGGCCAUGUCAUAGGCUUCUGGCAUGAGCACACGCGACCUGAUCGUGACGAUCACGUGACCAUAAUCCGGGAUAACAUCCAACCAGGUCAGGAAUACAACUUCCUCAAGAUGGAGCCAGGAGAAGUGAACUCUCUCGGGGAACCUUAUGAUUUUGAUAGCAUCAUGCACUACGCCAGGAACACCUUCUCACGCGGCAUGUUCCUCGACACCAUCCUUCCAUCCAGAGAUGAAAACGGGGUCAGGCCUGCUAUUGGCCAGCGAACAAGGCUCAGCAAAGGAGACAUUGCACAGGCAAGGAAGCUGUAUAGAUGUCCAGCGUGUGGGGAAACACUCCAAGAGUCGACUGGCAACUUCUCAUCUCCCGGUUACCCCAAUGGAUACCCUUCAUACACACACUGUGUCUGGAGAAUAUCUGUUACACCUGGAGAAAAGAUUGUUCUCAACUUCACCACUAUGGAUCUGUAUAAAAGCAGCCUGUGCUGGUAUGACUAUAUUGAGGUCCGGGAUGGAUACUGGAGGAAAGCGCCGCUUCUUGGUAGAUUUUGUGGAGACAAAAUUCCUGAGGUUUUGAUUUCAACUGAUAGCAGAAUGUGGAUCGAGUUCCGCAGCAGCAGCAACUGGGUUGGGAAAGGCUUCGCCGCUGUUUACGAAGCAAUCUGUGGAGGGGAAAUCACCAAGGACUCGGGCCAGAUUCAGUCUCCCAACUACCCCGAUGACUACAGACCCUCCAAAGAGUGUGUGUGGAGGAUCACUGUGUCUGAGGGAUACAACGUCGGGCUCAGCUUCCAGGCCUUUGAGAUCGAGAGACACGACAGCUGUGCCUACGACUACCUGGAGGUCCGGGAUGGCCCGCUCGAGACAAGUCCUUUGAUUGGUCGAUUCUGCGGCUACGACAAACCCGAAGACGUGCGCUCUACUUCACACACCCUGUGGAUGAAGUUUGUCUCAGACGGGACAGUGAACAAGGCGGGCUUCGCUGCUAACUUUUUCAAAGAGGAAGAUGAGUGUGCCAAGCCAGACAAUGGUGGAUGUGAACAGAGGUGUGUAAACACUCUUGGCAGCUUCAAGUGUGCCUGUGAUCCUGGAUAUGAGCUGGCCCCUGACAAGAAGAGCUGUGAAGCGGCAUGCGGUGGUCUCCUGUCUAAGUUAAAUGGGACUAUCAGCACUCCUGGCUGGCCCAAAGAAUAUCCACCCAACAAGAACUGCGUGUGGCAGGUGGUCGCUCCCACUCAGUAUCGCAUCUCAAUGCAGUUUGAGGCCUUUGAGCUGGAGGGCAAUGAGGUGUGUAAAUACGAUUAUGUGGAGGUACGAAGCGGCCUCUCCUCUGACUCUAAGCUCCACGGUAAAUACUGCGGUACUGAGGUCCCCGAGGUCAUCACCUCGCAGUAUAACAACAUGAGGAUCGAGUUCAAAUCGGACAACACUGUCUCCAAGAAGGGCUUCAAAGCUCAUUUCUUCUCAGACAAAGAUGAGUGCAGCAAGGACAACGGCGGCUGCCAGCACGAGUGCAUCAACACAGUGGGCUCUUACGUUUGUCAGUGUCGCCAUGGCUUUGUACUGCAUGAGAACAAACAUGACUGUAAGGAAGCUGAGUGUGAGCAUAAGAUCCACAGCCCCAGUGGGACCCUGAGCAGCCCUAACUGGCCAGACAAGUAUCCCAGCCGUAAGGAGUGCACCUGGGACAUCACAGCCACACCGGGACACAGAGUCAAGAUUACCUUCAACGAGUUUGAGAUCGAGCAGCAUCAGGAAUGUGCUUAUGACCAUCUGGAGGCCUUCGACGGCGAAAGCGACACAGCAGCCAUCUUGGGCCGAUUAUGUGGCAGUAAGAUCCCGGAGCCGCUGGUCUCCACUGGUAACAAGAUGUACCUCCGCUUCAUCUCUGAUGCUUCGGUACAAAGGAAGGGUUUCCAAGCCACACACUCCACAGAGUGUGGAGGUCGUCUGAAAGCAGAGGCUCACCAGAAGAACCUUUACUCGCAUGCCCAGUUUGGUGACAACAAUUACCCGGGUCACACCGACUGCGAGUGGCUGCUGACCUCAGAGGAGGGCUACGGCAUCGAGCUCAGCUUCAUAACGUUUGAGGUGGAAGAGGAGGCCGACUGUGGUUACGACUACAUCGAGCUGUAUAAUGGAUAUGAUGCCGACUCGCACCGGCUUGGCCGCUUCUGCGGUUCAGGGCCCAGAGAGGGGAUUUACUCGCCUGGAGAUGUUAUGCUGAUCCGUUUCCAUAGUGACGACACAAUCAGCAAAAAGGGCUUCCACAUCCGUUACACGAGCACCAAGUUCCAGGAGAAUCUUCAUGCCAGGAAAUGACCGUAGAUCCAUCCCAUGACAUCAGACCUCCGUGCAGCUUCAGCCACUUACCCUGACCGUCGCCACGGCAAUGAGAAAACUAGAGAUAAUCCCGGUUUCUCUGAGCCUCAGACAGACGCAGACGUUGGCCUGCUACCAGAGGGAGGACGGUUUCUAAUGUGAAUAUUUGUCUCCCUCUAUGGUUCUACACUGGUCAUCACAUUCUGAGAUUGGACACGAAAAGAUGACAAGAGAAGAACUUGGCUGAAGUUUGCAUGAGCCCUUUUCACGUGCGGGACGGGUUUGAUGACUGCAUAUCAGGUUUCUCUGUGGAGAAGCUGCGGGAGAUCCACAUCAGUUACGGAGAUACUCAUGGUUGCACAAAUAAAAGCAAAAGACAUGCAAACACACAAAGACGAAACUCAUAUUCCCAAUUAUAAACUAUGGAUGCUACAGAAACUAAAAAAUGCAUCCAAAAAAAAGGGAGUGCAGAGCCUUUUGUGACUUCUCGAUCCUUGAACUGUGCGACUUACUGUUAUCGGACGGCUGCUUUACACCCACAGUAACUCAAAAGAAACUGCUGACAGACAUUUUCAUUGCCUUUGAUGGCUGGCCACUUCAGCCCAGCUCCGAACGGCUGCAGAUUAUUUUAUUUCUUUGUAUUGUAAAACCCAUUGUGUUUACUGUAUGUGUGCGUGUUUGUGUGUGUGUGGAGAAAAGAACAAGCAAAACGCUCAAGCCUGUCCUUUACCCUUUUUCUUUUUUUCCCCUUUUCUUUUUUGCUUAAAGCUUUUGCAGAAAACCAUUAAGGAGUGGAAUGAAAAGAACAAAUAAAAAUGCAGAGUUUCAAAAUAAUCUGUGAUGUUGAUGUAAAGCCAUGCAUUUCAUUUGUGUUUUUUUUUUUUUUUUGAGUUUGCACCAUCCUGUAACGAACGUAUUUCACUGAUAUUUCUUGUUUCCCUUCCUCCCCAGUAAAGAGUUUUUUUUUUGUUUAUUAGUGGAUAUAAGAAGGGAAUAUUUUUCACAACUGUCUCUUGCUAGAGAGUGAUAGAAGGAGAGACUAACAUGGUGCUAAACUAAAACUGAAUGAAGGUUUCCAAAUGGAGAUGCAGCCAGCGUGUGAGCAGCACGCUGCAUCACAGCUCUAGUCCUAUGGAACUACAAUAAUGCCUUAGAGCCAAAUGUAUGCUUUCACAGGCUGCUCCUGUGCUCUCGCACAGGUGUCCUGUUGUAUCAACAAAGUGUUAUAAAGGUUUUAUGGCUGAAUAUUUCAUUUGUUUAGAGAUACUGAAUGGUUUUAUUGUAAAAAGUAAUAACUUGGGAAGUGCAGUAUGUUUGCGAGGAGUCAUGUCUAACAGUGCAUGUGUGUUUGUGACACUUUUUUGUAGCUGCUCUCAGAUAUACACACUCUCACACACACACAUGGCCUCCUCAUGUCUUAGUGUAUUCUCCUGUCCAUAUUUGAACAUCUGAAUAUUGUGUAUUUGGAGCAUGAAGAGGAAGAAACGGACAAUAAUGGAAUCAAUAUCAGCUGCAUUGUUUCUGUGUUGACUUCAAGGUGUAAGUGUGUGUGUUGUGGCUGAUUACAGGGAAAUGUGUGUGUGUGUGUGUGUGUGUGUGUGUGUGUGUGUGUGUGUGUGUGUGUGUGUGUGUGUGUGUGUGUGUGUGUGUGUGUGUGUGUGUGUGUGUGUGUGUGUGUGUGUGUGUGUGUAUAUAAGUUCUCCUUGUUCAAGUUGAAUUUUUCAUUGCUGUACGUGCCAAGCUCCAGGUGAUCCUGAUCUACUCUAGUUUUUGUUUUACCCCCCCACCCCCACAUCCGUGUCUGUAGCUCAGAGACUCUGAUGCCACAUCCUCCGCAUCAUUCAUUAAAAUAGACAGAGAUUCAAA
This is a messenger RNA of Cololabis saira (Pacific saury), 5386 nucleotides long. RefSeq names its product tolloid-like 1 (gene tll1). NCBI's taxonomy places the organism in Eukaryota, Metazoa, Chordata, Actinopteri, Beloniformes, Belonidae. Gene Ontology annotation, molecular function: metalloendopeptidase activity; calcium ion binding; zinc ion binding. The coding region runs from base 443 to 3520 and encodes 1025 amino acids. The record is from RefSeq and is a predicted model, not a curated record. Gene Ontology annotation, biological process: proteolysis. The transcript is spliced from 22 exons.